AAGUUCUUUAUAGCAUGAGGGCUCAUGGUUGUGGUCACCUGUGCCUGCUGGUUCUAGUCCUCAUCCAGGCUAAGAUUGGUCGUCUAGUGCCCAUAGUUGGAGGCCGUCUUGUAAUUAGCGUGGGUAGCACCAGUAAAUAUCCAUUUAUGGUCUCAUUGCAAGACGUGGUGCAGCGAAAUGGAAGUGUGAACUAUCAACAUUUUUGUGGAGGCAGCUUAAUCAGCGAUCGCUGGAUUCUUUCAGCUGCUCACUGUGUGUGGAGGAAGAAACUGGAAAAUAUUGCGGCCUUUAUUGGUUAUGAUGACAUUGGCCUUAAGCAUCUCGAGCCAUAUGGUCUUGAGAGUGCCGAGUAUAUAUACUUCCAACCGUCUAAUUUUCGGAAUGAUAUUGUUCUACUCCAAAUGAGCACGGCCUAUGAAACAUCUUUUAGGGAUAUGCCUUUUGCCCAACUACCGCCACAGGGCAUGAAACCGGACCAAAAUGAAUCCUGCCGCAUUAUUGGCUAUGGAGCAACUCGACAUGCAGGUCCUUCGCAAAAACAUUUGGCCGAGGCUGAGGUCCGAGUGAUAGACAAUCAACAAUGUCGCAAUAUUAUUGGACACGUUUGGGCUCCUCAAAAUGGAAACACUGUCUGUGCUUUGGGCAAUAAUCAAGACUCCUGUCAGGGUGACUCCGGUGGUCCAUUGAUUUGUCCGUAUGGCGGCAAGGAUUACAUCUACGGACUGGUUUCCCAUGGUCUCACCUGCGGCAUCAAGGGUAUGCCGAGCAUUUAUACCGUGACGCGUCCCUAUUACGACUGGGUCCAACUUUAUAUAUCCUAGAUCUCUCCGUGCCGCUUUGAAUCUUUCAUCUGGUCUGGUAUAGGUAUAUAAUUUAUUUAUUAUACGGAUAUCAAACAGAGAAAAUAUUUACGAAUACAAGUACA
Messenger RNA from Drosophila willistoni, 925 nucleotides. Its product is annotated as serine protease 44. The transcript is spliced from 6 exons. Gene Ontology annotation, biological process: proteolysis. The coding region runs from base 15 to 821 and encodes 268 amino acids. Gene Ontology annotation, molecular function: serine-type endopeptidase activity. Lineage: Eukaryota; Metazoa; Arthropoda; Insecta; Diptera; Drosophilidae. The record is from RefSeq and is a predicted model, not a curated record.